AUGAAUAUUGAAAAGAGGGGAGGAUAUGAUUAUUCAGAUUGCUCCUUUGAAGUUAGACUAACAAAAAGGAAAUUUUUGCACUCUGUACUAAGAUAUGUUUAUUUUGCCAGGGACAAAAUCGUAGUCUGCAAAGAACCUUAUCAAAAAAAGCCUGAAAAAAUAAUUAAAUUAAACACAAGAUAUACCAUAAAAUGGAUUUACAACCCUAAAAAGAUUGAUCGUCCUUUUAAAGAAAAGGCGAUUGGUUUUAGUAUUUUGAAUGAUAAAGAUGAAAGCAUCACUUAAUUUUACGGCGAUAAUAUAAUUAUGACUUGUCUCUUGGAUUUUCUGUAGAAGUAAAUCUUUCAAGCAGAUUUCUUAAAUGAAUACGAAAUUAUCACCAAAAUAGGAAAAGGAAAAUAUGCAAAAGUUUACAAGGUAAAAAGAAAAGAUACAGGUGAGUUAUUCGCUGUAAAAUACUUGCACAAGAGAAAAAUGAAAGACAUAGACGAUAGCGAGGCUGCUCUUGAUAAUGAAUUAAAUAUUCUCAGGUAAUUAGAUCACCCAAAUUGUCUAAAAUUAGUAGCUUGCUUUUAAGAUACAAAUGGAUAUUAUAUAUUGACUGAGUUGCUUGAUGAAUCAAAGUCGCUAUCAUAAGAAAUAGCAAAAUAUAAAAAUCCUUAAUUUUCAUACAAAAUGAUUAAGCAUAUUUUAGGGUAAUUAAUUAAAGGUUUAGAAUAUGUUCACUCAAAAGGAAUUAUGCAUCGUGAUUUAAAGCCUUAAAAUAUUAUGUUUACAAUUAGCUAAUCAGGAGCGCUAAGCUAGUUAAAGCUUAUCGACUUUGGACUUGCACAAAUUAUAAAGUCUUAAAAAUAUAUAUAUGUUCAUGUUGGUACUCCAGGAUUUGUCGCUCCAGAAAUAUUAGCAAAUGAAUCAGAAAACCAUAGAUAUGAUGAGAAAUGUGAUCUAUUUUCUAUCGGAGUCAUAUUCCACAUACUGCUGACAGGCAAGACAGUUUUCCCAGGCAAUAAAUUUUCUUAAGUUCUAGAAAAAAAUAAACUCUGUUAAAUACAACUAUCUGGUGCUAGAUAUGAAUAAAUUAGUUAAGAAGCAUUGGAUUUGCUUGGAAAAUUACUCCAAAAAGAUCCUAGAAGAAGAAUUAGCGCAAAGGAUGCAUUACAACAUCCAUUUUUCUCAGAAAAAGGUUCUGAGUUCGAUAAGAUGCCAUCUUGUAUGGAGACUGUUUAAGGAGUUUAAAUGACAAAAUUAAAAGAUGAAAUUACUAAUUUACCUAAAAGACCCAUGAAAACAUUAUCAUCACUCUAGGAUUAUGAUCAGCCUAAUGGUGUUUCUCCAACGACCAUUAGAGCAAACCUAUUCUAAUAGCUAAAUAGUCUCAAAUCUAUGAAAGAUAUAGAUGCCACAAAUGAAACCUCAUAUUCUUUAUAAACUGAAGCUUUGUAUAAAUUCACUAAAGAUCUUAUUGUCCUAUUAGAAGACAUAGAAAACAAUAAAGAAUUUCUACAUGCAACAACUGUCGAGGAAGAUUACACUGAUUCCCCAAUGAAGCUUUAGCAAAAAAAUAAAUUUUUCAAUCCUCCUAUUUCAGAGCAAGAAGAAAACUAAAGGAUAAAAAUUAUUACAGAAAUAAAAAAAAACAAAGAAAAUUCCUUAAUAAAUACUAUUAAAGUACCAGAAAGGAUAGAAGAAGAGGAAGAAGAAAAUAAUUAGGUAGAGAAUCAACCAGAGUCUGAUCAAAAAAAUGAAGAACUUACAGAUUAAGAUAGAUAAAAAAUUAGAGAUUUGAAAAAAAACCUGUGCAUUAAUACAAAAAUGACUGAAAAGUCUAAAUUUAGUUCUGGAAUAGAAAUUUCUAACACUGAUAAUAAUAUAAACAAGAACUCUUAGGUUCCAACUUAGAACAAUGAAGAUGAUGAAGAAUAAGUUAACCAUAUAGGCAGAAAAAUUGAAUAUCCUCCUAAAAAUAUGAUAUUAAAUGAAAUGCCUUCGCCUAUAUCUCCUCCUAAUAAUUUUAAAUUAAGACCAAAGUUGCAGCUUAGAAUAGAAAAACAUUAACUCCAACAACAAGAUAGCUAAGGACAAUUUAAAUAAAGCACACACAUAAAAUUCCCUAAAGAAAUAGUUCAGCUUAUAGAUUUUUUCCCGAAAGAUAUGUUUAAUUGUUACCUUUGUCAUGACAGAGAAGAAAUUGAAAAAGGUAUGUCCAAAAGAGUUUUUAAGCUAGGAUUAUUUUUGUUGUACGGAGAAGAUGUUCUCAAGCAGCCAGCCCCAUAAUAAAUUUUAUAAAAGCUUGAAGAAAUUACAAAAAAAAAGAAAUUCCACCCUUGGUUUAUUGGUAUGAUUAAGUCUAUGCUCUAAGAAAAUGAAAGCCAAAGACCUUCAAUAAAACAAUUAAGCUAAAUGAUUUAGAAAAGUUUAAAUCCUAUAAAAACAAUAUCUUGA
Molecule: messenger RNA, 2442 nt
Organism: Tetrahymena thermophila SB210
Lineage: Eukaryota; Ciliophora; Oligohymenophorea; Hymenostomatida; Tetrahymenidae
Product: Serine/Threonine kinase domain protein
Exons: 8
Biological process (GO): protein phosphorylation; mitotic DNA damage checkpoint signaling
Cellular component (GO): nucleus; cytoplasm
Molecular function (GO): ATP binding; protein serine/threonine kinase activity
Source: RefSeq, a predicted model, not a curated record